Chanos chanos (milkfish) is the source of this 2009-nucleotide messenger RNA. Its product is annotated as calpain-2 catalytic subunit-like. The record is from RefSeq and is a predicted model, not a curated record. The transcript is spliced from 19 exons. Gene Ontology annotation, molecular function: calcium-dependent cysteine-type endopeptidase activity. Lineage: Eukaryota; Metazoa; Chordata; Actinopteri; Gonorynchiformes; Chanidae. Gene Ontology annotation, cellular component: cytoplasm. Gene Ontology annotation, biological process: proteolysis. Bases 1 to 1983 code for a protein of 660 amino acids.
AUGCCUCCUCCUGGUGUGUGCUUGAGUAUCCUAUCUGAACGUAGUAGGAGACACGGUCAGGGGUCUCGUGAUGCUCCUCUGAAAUUCAUGGACCAAGACUUCAGACACCUGCAGCAGCAUUGUCUCAUGAACAAACUAUGGUUCAUUGAUGGCAUGUUCCCCCCAGACAGAAAGUCUAUUGGUCAAGGGAUACUAAGUCCUGACCUGCUUCCAAGAGUCAGGUGGCUGAGACCACAGGAAAUUGUUUCAAACCCUUGCUUCAUUCUCAAAAAUACAUCAAGGUUUGAUUUUGUUCAGUCAAGUUCCUUGGGAAACUGCUGGUUUCUAGCCUCUCUUGGAGCACUGACACUUCAUAGGCCGGUAAUGGAUCAUGUUCUUCAGACUGGACAGACAUUUCAAGAUAAUUAUGCUGGGAUUUUUCACUUCAGGUUCUGGCGAUUUGGAGAAUGGGUCGAAGUUGUGAUUGAUGACAAGUUGCCCACACUCGACGGAAAACCAAUCUUUGCUCAUUCGAGAGAUCUAACUGAGUUCUGGCCUGCUUUGCUGGAGAAAGCUUAUGCCAAGGUCUGUGGAUCUUAUGCAGACAUGGAUAAAGGUAACAUCAGUGAAGCACUGAUGGACUUCACUGGUGGACUGGCAAUGACCUUUCAGCUGAAUGAGCCACCAGAGCAACUAUGGGAGCUAAUGUGUAGAGCAGGACAGUCUGAAUCUCUGAUGGGUUGCGGCACUCCUCCAGGGGCAAGUGCAACAUGGAAUAACAGCUUGUUGCCCAAUGGUCUUGUAAAGGAACACGCCUAUGCGAUUACAGGCGUCAUGAAAGCAAUAAGCAAUGGUUGCCCAGUGAGACUGGUGAGAAUAUUUAACCCCUGGGGCUAUAUGGAGUGGACCGGUGACUGGAGUGACCGGUCACCAAUGUGGAAAACAGUGAAUGAAGAGACUCAAAAAUUCAACAAUAUAAUUGACAACGGCGAGUUCUGGAUGUCCAUGGAAGACUUCCUGAAAAACUUCACACAAUUGAAUAUUUGCAGUCAAAGCAUCGAUGUAUUAGCCGGCACUCCUGCCAGUCACUGGACAUCUCGAUUCCAUCAUGGCAGAUGGGUAGUAGGAACUACAGCAGGUGGCUCUACUAAUGACCUAGACAGUUUCUGGAAAAAUCCUCAGUAUUAUGUCAAGCUCAGCAAAAUGGAUGAUGAUUCUGCAGACAAGGAUCCAAACAUCCUUGUGUCCCUCAUGCAGAAGUCUGACAAGAGACACAGACAUCUAGCAGCUUAUUUCCACAUAGGCUUCAGCAUUUAUGAGGUGCCAUCACAUGUAAAGGGGCAGACAGGAAAGUUCCCUGCAUCUUUUUUCAAAAGACACCGUCCUGUUGCACGAACCAAAAAAUAUCUGAAUGCUCGUGAGGUGAUUGAAUUCUUUAGACUCAAACCUGGUGCGUAUCUUGUUGUCCCAUCAACCUUCAAUCCAGACGAGACUUCUUCCUUUAUCUUGGCCAUCUUCUCAAGGACAAAGGCCCAGUAUAAGGAAGUGGAUGCAGAACAGCUUCAGAAAUUGUUGAAUGAAAACCUUCUAAGUGGAUUUUCACAGAAAAAGACAAACUUCAGCUUGGACUCCUGCCACAGCAUUGUUGCAAUGAUGGAUCUGUCUGUCUCUGGACGACUUAAUGAAGAUGAAUUCAUACGUUUGUGGAAACGAGCAGUCCUGUACAGGGACAUCUUUUAUCGCACGGAUGUCUCUCGGACGGGAAAUCUAUCAAUGAAUGAACUGAGAAAUGCACUCGAGGCUGCAGGGUUUGGUUUGAAUGAUCACAUGCUGAACCUCAUGGCCUUGCGUUACGGUGGCUCUACUGGGGAAAUGUCACUGGAGAGCUUCAUUUGUCUAAUCUUGCGUAUGGAGUCUAUGGCCAAAAUAUUCAGAAAAAUUGCUGCCGGAGGAGAGAUGCAUCUUGGAGAAAAUGAGUGGAUGUAUCUCACCAUGUACUCUUGAUUGCAACUCUGACUGGACUACAGAAA